AUGAAUAUGGAUUUGCAAAUGCCAGUUAGUUCUAACUCCCAUAUAAAUAUAGACCAAGGCUGUUUGCUUGAUGAUCCAGACUUAGGAAUUGUUACAGAAAAUGACCAUAACGUUGGGCUUUGUCUCUGCCAUAAAUGCACUUGUGGUAAGCACAAGUGCCCUAGCAGAAAAAUAUUUCGUCAAAUUCCUAUAAAAUUGCAAUCUUCUUAUAAUUCAGAAUACCAAUAUAUUAAGAUUCCCAGUUACAAGGUAAACCGAUCAUUUGAUUCUUGUUAUUCGCUAUCUAAAUAUCCAUUUAAUUCCAAUUCAAGCUAUAGAUUGGAAUACAAAGAACAUCAAAUUAGUCCUAUAAAAUUUACUAAAAAAAAAUAUAAUCCGAAUAUUGCAAAACUUGAUACAAGAUCUACCUAUAAAGUUUCCUAUAAAAACUAUAGUCCUCUUAAAGAACGAUCCUUUAGUCCUUAUCCUCACAAUCUGCAUAGUGAUGAAUUAAAAUUCAACGAUCUAACGACGUAUGGGUCAAGCUAUAAAGAAAAAGAAUAUUUAGCACCGAAAAGAUCAAAAAGCAGUUUGAGGCUUGGAGUUUUCAUGGAUGCAGACUUUUCUGAGCCUUCUACUCAUAGAAGAGAUUUUCAAGAUUUCCAAGACUUUAAAGAAAUUUGCAAUUCUGCCGCUAUGAAGCCAAUAGACGAAACUAUGUCUCCUGCAGUAAAAGUCCGAGAAAAAAGUGUAAACCAAAUUGAAUACUUGCCUAAAAUUAGGCCGACUAAAGAAUUUGCGAGAAGCAAUUCAUUUCUGAGGAAAAGACAUGUAAUCUAA
This is a messenger RNA of Blepharisma stoltei, 819 nucleotides long. The record is from the annotation of a GenBank genome assembly. NCBI's taxonomy places the organism in Eukaryota, Ciliophora, Heterotrichea, Heterotrichida, Blepharismidae.